AUGUCGACGAAGAAGACGCCGGCGCUGCGCAGCGCCUGGGCUCUGAUGCUCGUCGUGCCGCUCGCCGCCCUCGUGCCGCCGGGCCGGCCGCCGCGCACGACGAAGCUCGACGCCGCGACGCUCGCGCGCCGCCGCGAGCGGCGCGAGGCGCUCAAACCGCUGCUGACGUGGCCCGAGGAGCAGCGCCUCGGCCGCGAGUGCCGGCGGCUCGCGGCCCUCGAGGACGUCCGCGCCCGGGAGGGCGCGCGGCUGCGGCGCGCGCCCACGCGCGGGGAGUGGGCCGCGGCCGCCAACUACUCGAGCGAGGCCGCGCUGCGGGCGGACCGCGCGCGCAUGCGCGCGUGCCGCGACGAGCUCAUCGCGCGGAACCUGCGCCUGGUGCUCAGCGUCGCGGGCCGGUACAAGCCGCAGCCCGGCCUCGAGUUCGACGACCUCGUCGCCGAGGGGAACUUCGGGCUGGCCAAGGCGGCGGCGCGCUUCGACCCCGGGCGGGGCUUCCGCUUCUCGACGUACGCGGUCUGGUGGAUCCGGCAGGCGAUCUCGCACGCCGUCGGCCACGACGCGCGCGCGAUCCGCCUGCCGGCGCACGUGCACGACAAGCUGCGGCCUGCGUGGAAAUCAACCAGUGCGUCGGGUGCACCCGACAAUUCUUCACUACGUCGUUCCUCGGCGACGACGCGGCCGUCCUGAACGCGCCGUAAAAUUUUGAUUUCCACACAGGCUGCGGCGCAUGCGGCGCCUGCGCGAGGAGUACCGCGAGGCCCACGGGCGCGACCCCGACGACCGGCACGUCGCGGCCGCGCUGGGCAUUGAUCACACAAAGGUCCGCGCGCUCGGGCGCGCGGCGCGCGAGGUGGCGUCGCUCGACGCGAGCGCCCUGCUGCGGGGCGGCCCGCGCAAGGGCUCGGGCGCGGCGGAG
Molecule: messenger RNA, 919 nt
Organism: Pelagomonas calceolata
Lineage: Eukaryota; Pelagophyceae; Pelagomonadales; Pelagomonadaceae
Source: the annotation of a GenBank genome assembly